Messenger RNA from Argentina anserina (silverweed cinquefoil), 1983 nucleotides. Its product is annotated as laccase-17-like. Gene Ontology annotation, molecular function: hydroquinone:oxygen oxidoreductase activity; copper ion binding. The transcript has 6 exons. The record is from RefSeq and is a predicted model, not a curated record. Gene Ontology annotation, biological process: lignin catabolic process. NCBI's taxonomy places the organism in Eukaryota, Viridiplantae, Streptophyta, Magnoliopsida, Rosales, Rosaceae. Gene Ontology annotation, cellular component: apoplast. Bases 27 to 1781 code for a protein of 584 amino acids.
AGAGAGAGAGAGAGAGAGAGAAUAAAAUGGUUGUCUCUAAUAUUUCAUCGCAAGCAUUUUUCAAGCUCUUUCUCUUCUCUUUCAUAACUCUGUGUCUCAGUUCUAAACUUGCAGUUGGAAGCAUUACCAGGCACUACAAAUUUGAAAUCAAACUGCAAAACGUCACAAGGUUGUGCCACACAAAGAGCAUUGUAGCAGUUAAUGGUCAAUUUCCUGGACCUCGGAUUGUAGCGAGGGAGGGCGAUAAUCUUCUUAUCAGAGUAGUUAAUCAUGUUGCCAACAACAUCUCCAUUCAUUGGCAUGGAAUUCGACAACUUCGAUCCGGGUGGGCGGAUGGACCGGCAUAUGUUACCCAAUGCCCUAUACAAACGGGUAACAGUUAUGUGUACAACUACACGAUUGUAGGACAAAGAGGUACCCUUUGGUGGCAUGCUCAUAUAUCAUGGCUUAGAUCAACAGUUUAUGGUCCUUUGAUCAUUCUUCCAAAGCGUGGUGUUCCUUACCCAUUUACCAAACCCUACAAGGAGGUGCCCAUCAUAUUUGGAGAGUGGUGGAACACAGAUCCUGAAGCAGUCAUAAACCAGGCACUACAAACCGGUGGAGGCCCAAAUGUCUCUGACGCCUACACCAUCAACGGACUCCCAGGACUGUUGUAUAACUGUUCUGCCAAAGAUACAUUCAAGCUGAAGGUUCAAGCUGGGAAAACAUACCUUCUUCGUCUAAUCAACGCAGCAUUAAAUGACGAGCUUUUCUUCAGCAUUGCAAAUCAUACACUUAAAGUGGUCGAAACUGACGCUGUUUAUGUUAAACCCUUCAAUACCAACACCAUUCUCAUUGCCCCAGGACAAACCACAAACGUUCUUCUCAAAACCAAACCCAACUUUCCAAAUGCAACAUUUCUCAUGACCGCAAGGCCAUACGUGACUGGUCUAGGCACCUUUGACAACUCCACUGUUGCUGGCAUUCUUGAGUACGAAGCAACUACACUUCACUCAACACUCCCAUUGAACAAACUUCCACUCCACAAACCAAUUCUCCCAGCUCUAAAUGACACAUUGUUUGCAACAAAGUUUGCCAGCAACCUCCGCAGCUUAAACACUCCACAGUUCCCAGCUAACGUCCCACAGAAAAUUGACAAGCGUUUGUUCUUCACAGUAGGACUUGGAACCAACCCAUGUAGCCAGCAACACAACAACCAAACCUGCCAAGGACCCAAUAAUAGUUCUAUGUUUGCUGCUUCGAUCAACAACAUUUCAUUUACAAUGCCAAACACCGCCUUACUCCAAUCCCACUUCUCUGGCCAAUCAAAUGGAGUUUAUUCAUCUGACUUUCCGAUCAGUCCUAUAACUCCGUUCAAUUACACCGGAGCUCAGCUGACCAAUACUAACGUCAGCAAUGGUACAAAGCUAAUGGUGCUUCCAUAUAACACUAGUGUGGAGUUAGUGUUGCAGGACACCAGUAUUCUUGGUGCUGAAAGUCAUCCUCUUCAUCUUCAUGGAUUCAACUUCUUUGUUGUUGGUCAAGGGUUUGGGAACUUCGACCAAAAUAAAGAUCCUAAGAAGUUCAAUCUUAUUGAUCCUGUUGAAAGAAACACCGUAGGUGUUCCCUCCGGCGGGUGGACUGCUAUUCGGUUUCUAGCAGACAACCCUGGUGUAUGGUUCAUGCAUUGUCACUUGGAGAUUCAUACUAGUUGGGGUUUGAAGAUGGCAUGGGUAGUGCUAGAUGGAAAGCUUCCCAAUCAGAAGUUGCUUCCUCCACCGUCAGAUCUUCCCACAUGUUGAUUGAUGUUUAACUCUUCGAGUUGCUUCUUGAAUUUUGGGACAAGAUCAGUUGCUGACUCUAUAACCCGCACCGUCCGGGCAUCUUCUUCCGUUAACCUGUUCAAUUUGUUUUGUUCUAUUUUGGCCAAUUCAAUUUAAUAAGUCUUGUAUUUAUCAAUGUAGAGUUUUUUCUUGAUCGAUUUAAUUGAGGAAAUAAAAGGGU